This is a messenger RNA of Loa loa (African eye worm), 576 nucleotides long. RefSeq lists its product as hypothetical. Lineage: Eukaryota; Metazoa; Nematoda; Chromadorea; Rhabditida; Onchocercidae. The transcript is spliced from 2 exons. Bases 1 to 576 code for a protein of 191 amino acids. The record is from RefSeq and is a predicted model, not a curated record.
AUGUGCAAUAUUCAUGGUUCAAAUUCGAUGUCAAUCAACAACUUCCUAUUACGAGAAGGAGAAAUAUUAAUCCAUGAUGGAAGAGAAACGGCAUCGGAUCUCGAUACUAUCCAACAUUGCCUCACACAAAGCGGAAAAUGUAUAACUAGUACAAGUAUUGUUCUAUGGAAUGAAACAGAAACUGCACGAGUCUAUGACGUUCACAUCAUUAUUGGUGAACUUCAAGUGGUAUUUACAUUUAAGUAUAACAAAACAACUGAUUCAAGAAACCGCGAUUUUAUCAAUCCAAAUACAAUGGACAACAAUACUGUAAUCGACAAAAUAAAUACAAUAAACCUUUACCAAGAUACAAACCAGGUAACUUCAACUUAUAAAGGAUUACUCAUGAUGGAAAACACUAAAGAAAAGGGAACUGAUCCAGAAAAUACCAAACUUCAAUAUCUCUAUAAUACUCUUCAAGAACAAUUUCAACAAAGGUUUAAUGAAAUCAAUCAAAAUAGCUGCCGUAACCGUAAUAAUUUAUUAACACUUAUUGAGUGGAUAUUGCAUGAUAAUCCUACUGUAGCAAUAAUCUAA